Glycine soja is the source of this 2772-nucleotide messenger RNA. Its product is annotated as BEL1-like homeodomain protein 9. Gene Ontology annotation, biological process: regulation of transcription by RNA polymerase II. NCBI's taxonomy places the organism in Eukaryota, Viridiplantae, Streptophyta, Magnoliopsida, Fabales, Fabaceae. Gene Ontology annotation, molecular function: DNA-binding transcription factor activity, RNA polymerase II-specific; RNA polymerase II cis-regulatory region sequence-specific DNA binding. The record is from RefSeq and is a predicted model, not a curated record. The transcript is spliced from 4 exons. The coding region runs from base 464 to 2293 and encodes 609 amino acids.
CCGGUUUCUGGAAACCCUAUAGAGCUCUUCGUCCUUGGUGAUGAGUUUGCACUUUCUUUGUUCCUUGUUUUGAAGUGAGAAGAAAGAAAGCAAGAAUCUCUGUGUUGUUCACUGUAGCGAGAGAGAAACAAAGAAAGAACCAAACAAGGGAAUUUGAGUGUGCGUGCUGUCAAAAAAACCACACACACACACACAAAACCCAUACCUCAAUUUUCUCAUUAAAAUCUCCCACUUUCUCACGUAUCUAUCUUAACACUGAUCAACAUAGAAACAAAACAUAGAUAGAUAGAAAAAAAAACCAAACCACUUUCUCUCUCUAUCAUUCUUCACAAUAACAUCACCAUAAUUACACACACCCUAUAGUUCCUUCAUCUCGUUUCAUCGUCAGUUCAUUCUCUCUCUCUCUUCUCUCUCUAUCUAACUUGUGUUGAAGAGAGAUUCAUUUUCAGCUUUUUUUUCUUCUAUGGCUGAGGGUUUUGAGGCUUACCAUGUGCCACAACAAAGCAGAAGAGAUAAGCUGAGGGUUGUGGCGACACAGAACCAACAUGGUCUCGUUGAGCCCUCGUCUUUGCUUCCUUUGUACGACCCUUCUUCGUUUAUAUCUUCUGAUUUGUUGACAAGCUUCCACAACGGCCAAAAACACAACUUGGGUUGUGGUAUGAAGGAAGAACGUGCGAAUUUGAUGAUGGGUUUUGCAGCAGCAGCAGGAGGGGGAGGAGUUAUGAACAACGGCUCUUCUUCUUCGUGUUGUUCUUCUAACUCCUCUUCUGUUUCUUACUUGGAUCCUGAAUCGUCUUUGCCUUUGAACCAAGCCACAAUUCAGGUUAUUAACAAUAGCAACAACAACAACAUGUUUCUCUACCAAGCACAGAACCUGAGAGAGUUUGAUCAGGGUUAUAAUAAUAAUAACAACAAUAAUAGUGAAAUCAUGGUGUUUAAGCCCGAGCCUUUGUCUUUGUCUCUGUCAUCACACAACAACGGUGUGAAUCUUCAGCGAUAUGGAUCUGUGGUUUAUGGUGAUAAGGUUGGUGGGGUUGGUGGUGGUGGUGGUGGUGGUGUAGUGAUUUAUGGUGGUUCUGGUUUGAAUGAGGUUUCAAGGUGCACAGUGCCAAUGGGGCCAUUUACUGGCUAUGCUUCUAUAUUGAAGGGAUCGAGGUUCUUGAAGCCUGCGCAGCAAUUAUUGGAAGAGUUAUGUGAUGUUGGUGGGGUUUGUGCUGAGAAGAUUGUGGCUGAUGCAUCAUUAAUGGAGCCUAUUCCUCCAGAGAGUUCAAGUGAAGAUCCAUUAGGGGAUCAUGGGGGUGAUCAGGGUCGCAAAAAAUCUAGGCUCUUAACUAUGCUUGAUGAGGUUUACAGGAGGUACAGGCAAUACUAUCAGCAGAUGCAAGCGGUAGUAACUUCAUUUGAGUAUGUUUCUGGCCUGAGCAAUGCAGCUCCCUAUGCAAGUUUGGCUAUAAAAGCUAUGUCCAAACAUUUUAGAUGCUUGAAGAAUGCAAUUACUGAUCAGAUUCAGUUUGCCAAUAAAGCUCAUUUUCAUAUCAGCAACAGGAAAGAUGAAUCUCCAAGGUUUGGCAACAGUGAUAGAGGCCCAUAUGGCCAAAGGCCUGGGUUUCUUGAGCACCAACCUGUUUGGCGGCCUCAAAGAGGACUCCCCGAGCGCGCUGUGACUGUCCUCAGAGCAUGGUUGUUUGAGCACUUUCUGCACCCUUAUCCCACUGAUACUGACAAGCUAAUGUUGGCUAAACAAACUGGUCUAUCUCGUAGCCAGGUGUCUAAUUGGUUCAUUAAUGCCAGAGUAAGGCUCUGGAAGCCAAUGGUGGAAGAAAUACAUAUGCUAGAAACACGGCAAGCUCCAAAGAAUCUGCAGAAGGAAGAACAUUGCACGAACAAGCCAAGUGAUCAUUUGCCUUCUGAUAACUCCAUUGUUUCUGAGAAUCCAUCUACUUCCACAGAUAAAUUUCAGGAAGCUCCUUACAAGCGUGCCAUAAACGAGCUUCCUAACAUACCAGUCAGGACUCAGGAACAGCUGAAUCUUCCCUGCACAAGCAAUCAGCCAGGGGGUGUUGGAGUGAGCAUGGGUGGCAGUGCAAGCAAUAGUGUGUCACUCACACUAGGCCUCUAUCAAAACCAUGGUAUUGGUUUGGCUGAACCUUUCCCCUUGAAUGCAGCGCAGCGAUUUGGUGUUGCUCUUGAAACCAACAAUGAAGGCUACGUUAUGAGUGAUUAUGAGUCACAAAAUAGGCAUUUUGGAAGAGAUGUCAUUGGAGGACAACUGUUGCAUGACUUUGUAGGCUGAAGGUCUUCAAUGUCAAAUAACAACAACUUUGCCUGGAGUUUUAAUUUGAUUGGGGUGAUAUAAUACUAACCAUGUUUCUGUUGUGCUUCCAUGAAUUAUCUAAAAGUUAGAAGAGGGAUUGGAAUGUUGCACUUUGUGGUGGUGAUGCUGGCAAUGAUGAAUGAACCUUCCAGUUAUGGGGGAUUAACUGGUCUUUUCUUAUUGAGCUCACUUGUAUGGAGGUUGUAAAGGGGUGGGAUUAAUACUGUGUCAUAAUAGGAUGUGAUCCAAUUCACCCUUGUGUUGUUGUUGACCUCAAUUGCUUGGAGUAAAUCCAAAUGUUCUGGCUAUUUAAGCUGUUUGUAAGUUUUUACAUUUUAUAAAAUAUUAUUGUCAUCCAAACCAGGUAAAUGGAUUUCAAUUUGCAAUGCUUGAAAUCUUGUACAACAUGAUUGUUUAAGUCAUCAUGUUAGUAAUAUCUUCGGGUCUUAUGCUUCAAA